This is a messenger RNA of Aphis gossypii (cotton aphid), 1892 nucleotides long. RefSeq names its product FMRFamide receptor (gene CNMaR). Gene Ontology annotation, cellular component: plasma membrane. Gene Ontology annotation, biological process: G protein-coupled receptor signaling pathway. Gene Ontology annotation, molecular function: G protein-coupled receptor activity. NCBI's taxonomy places the organism in Eukaryota, Metazoa, Arthropoda, Insecta, Hemiptera, Aphididae. Bases 295 to 1395 code for a protein of 366 amino acids. The transcript is spliced from 7 exons. The record is from RefSeq and is a predicted model, not a curated record.
UUUGUGCCGAGAGUAGCAACUCAGUCAAACAUACACAAAAUAUCUCAAAAUAUAAUUUUCUUAAACGUUUUAAUUUAGUGAUUAUAUAAAUGUGAUUAUUUAUACAGUGAUAUGUAUAUUUUAAGUCAAAAAUUGUGAUUAUUAGAAAAAUCAAAUAUCUCCGAAAUAAACUGAAUUUAGAAUGUUAAUAAUAUGCAAGUAAAAAAACAAAAUAUGUUUUCAUACGUGGAUAAAGGGAUUUAGAAUUAAACGAUUAUACUCCCACAAAAACAAUUGAAUAUUAAUUCUUAAAUAAUGUCGACUCAUACAAAUGAAGAUUUAGAAGACAAAAUAAGCCUAACUGACGGGUUUGCAAAAUACUAUCCGUUGCUUGUUGUGUGUCUUGGAAGCUUGGGAAAUUUUUUUUCAGUAAUGGUGUUUUUUGGAACAAAAUUGCGAAAUCAAUCGUCAUCGUAUUAUUUAUCAUCGUUAGCAAUCAGCGACACACUAUUUUUAUUAAUACAGCUGAUGCCUAUGCUAUCCAAAACUGGAAUCAGCGGGUUAUACCAUAUGCCCGGUUUUUGUCAGUUUUUUGUCUACUUGACACAGAUAUGUAGUUUCAUUAGCGUGUGGCUAGUUGUAGUGUUUACAUCAGAACGUUUUAUAGCUGUUCGAUAUCCAUUACAUAGAUCGGUUAUAUGCACAGUAUACAGAGCUAAAAUCGUACUAUGCAUAUUAAUCACGUUUGCAUUAAUAGUACAUAUACCUUAUUUAGUAAUUUCAACGCCUAACAGCACGGUCUUAGAAAAUAAUUCAACAACAACAGAAUGUAGCUUGAACUUUUCCUGGUACGAAUUAUAUAAAUGGCUAAACUAUGCAGACGUUAUUAUGAACAUGCUGAUACCAUUUUUCCUGAUUGUGAUAUUCAAUAGCAUGAUUUGUCAAUCUGUGUGUCGGUUGGCCAGAAUAAGACGAACAAUGACACUUCAUCCAUCUAGAAGAAGACAAUCUACGUCACAAAACUCACAACACACAUCUCAAAUAAAAGUUACAGAAAUGCUUUUAGUUGUGUCUACAGUGUUCUUAUGUCUUAAUCUGCCAUCGUACGUAUUCCGAGUAUGGAUGGUAUGGGACAAUACAUCAACAAAAUACAAAACUAUACAAGUCAUUGCAAAUCAAAUGUACAACACACAUUUUGGAAUAAAUUUCGUGUUGUACUGUGUAAGUGGCCAAAAUUUCCGAAGAGCUUUGGUUGAACUUUGGAAUAAAGGAAGAUAUUCCAAUAAAAGAUUAAGGGAAACUCAGGUUACAACAGUAUUAUCAGAAUUCUCAAAAAGUGGGGUUGGAUCCAAACAAACUACUGUCAACGGAACUUGGAAGGAAGUACAUGAACUUAUACCAAUUGCACAUAGUUAAUGUUUUAUAGAUAAACUAAUUUUUUAAUACAAUGUACCUAAAAUACGGCUAUAUGUAUAAAUAUUAAAAUAAAAUAAAUUGUAUACGGUAAAUGCAUUGUAAGAAAUAAAUGAAAACAAAAGGAUGAUGCCCCCAACCCUUUUCAAAAAAUGAUAGAUGUAUAGGUGAAUGUGUACAUUAUUAUAUAAUCAUUAUUUAUUGUAAAUAAAGUAAUAAUAACUUACAGUACAACAUUAAAUUAUUAUAUUAUAAUAAAAAGAUUUAAUAAUAAUUAAUAUUCAAUUGAAAUAACGAUAAAAAUAAUUUUGAAGUAUUUUUAACAUGCAUCUUACUGAUCAUAAUUCAGUAAAUUUCGCAUUGCACAUACUGGGAACGUGAAAUAAAUGGAAAUAUUACAAACACGAAAUUAUAAACGAAAAUUUCAUUUAUCAAUGUUCUAACUUUGUAAAAAUUUAUUUUUUUAUUUACUUAAAUUUCAAAAUUCAUACAACAAAACU